Molecule: messenger RNA, 4247 nt
Organism: Eublepharis macularius
Lineage: Eukaryota; Metazoa; Chordata; Lepidosauria; Squamata; Eublepharidae
Gene: KCTD10
Product: potassium channel tetramerization domain containing 10
Exons: 7
Coding region: 69-1013 (314 amino acids)
Biological process (GO): proteasome-mediated ubiquitin-dependent protein catabolic process; protein ubiquitination; protein homooligomerization
Cellular component (GO): Cul3-RING ubiquitin ligase complex
Molecular function (GO): protein binding; ubiquitin-protein transferase activity
Source: RefSeq, a predicted model, not a curated record
CUUCCCCCCCUCCCCGGCGGCGCUUCCGAGUCGGCUCCGGCUGAGGGAGGCGGCUGAGGCGGCCCUUCAUGGAAGAGAUGUCUGGAGAAACCGUGGUGAGUAGUACAACGGUGCCGGCAGCUGCAACUCGCACCACCUCCUUCAAAGGCGCCAGUCCGAGCUCUAAGUAUGUGAAGCUGAACAUUGGUGGGGCGCUUUACUACACCACCAUGCAGACGCUGACCAAGCAGGACACAAUGCUGAAGGCCAUGUUCAGCGGCCGGAUGGAGGUUCUAACCGACAGCGAAGGCUGGAUUUUGAUAGAUCGCUGUGGCAAGCAUUUUGGAACAAUAUUAAGCUACCUGCGCGACGGAGCCGUGCCGCUUCCUGAGAGUCGGCGGGAGAUUGAAGAGCUGUUGGCAGAGGCAAAGUAUUACCUGGUGCAGGGCCUGGUGGAUGAGUGCCAGGUGGCCCUACAGAACAAAGAUGUCUACGAGCCCUUUUGCAAAGUGCCCAUUAUCACGUCCUCCAAAGAAGAGCAAAAACUUAUUGCAACAUCUAACAAGCCAGCAGUCAAGUUGCUGUACAACAGAAGUAACAACAAGUACUCCUACACCAGUAAUUCUGAUGACAACAUGCUGAAGAACAUUGAGCUCUUUGACAAGCUGUCCCUGCGGUUCAACGGGCGAGUCCUCUUCAUCAAGGAUGUCAUUGGGGACGAGAUCUGCUGCUGGUCUUUCUAUGGGCAAGGGCGCAAGAUUGCAGAAGUUUGCUGCACUUCUAUCGUGUACGCCACAGAGAAGAAACAGACCAAGGUUGAGUUUCCAGAAGCCCGGAUUUAUGAGGAGACGUUGAACAUCCUGCUUUAUGAAGCCCAGGAUGGGCGAGGCCCGGACAACGCGCUGCUGGAGGCCACAGGAGGGGCAGCUGGCCGCUCGCACCACCUGGAGGAGGACGAGGAACGAGAACGCAUCGAGCGGUUCCGGAGGAUUCACGUCAAGCGCCCAGAUGACCGGGCCCACCUCCACCAGUGAGGCGGCCCGACCCAGCCCUGAUUGGGACAGUCUCCGUCCAGGCUCCUAACGCGUGUCCUGUGAGAGAGAGAUGUCGCCUGUAUUUUUCAAAUGAAUUAAGAGUAUUUGGGGGUAUCCGACAAGGCAGUUCUGUCGUUAACGUCCAGGAGGCUUCUGGCUUCACUGCAUUUGUGAGGACGAAGUCGACACUUUGGGGCUCGGUGUCUCCACUUUUCCAGCACUUUUUGCAAUCCAGCUUACGUCACCGCCAAGAUGACUUCUCCGUCUGGUGUUUAACCGCCCUGUUCUUCUAAGGCAGCCCUGCUGUCGCUUGCCCAGCAAUCCAGUACUCGGGGAGGGGGCAGCUCUGCUAGCUGACGUUGGCCACCCUCUCCUCUGAAGAGGGUUCAUGUAAGAAAUGAGCCGCAUCUUAACGUGAUGAAAUUUGCAGCAAAAUCAGGUUUCUUUGCUUGGCGUGAGAGCCGUGCUGCCCUUUUCUGGGAGUCCUGUCCAGUCUGGUUUUUCUCCGUUGGAUUUCUUCUGAUAGGAGGCUAGGAGUGGGGAGGUGUUUGAGCAGGAAGAGUCAAUGGGCUUAGCCACGCUGGCUGAUGAAACCAUAGUGACCCACAAUAGCAUGACAGCUCUGCCCAUCUCUUGGCUUUCCUUGCUUCUGGUCUAUUUCCCAGUUUAGGGAAAUCCCUGUGGGUUGCCCACCAUGUUGCCUUAAGCCUCCCCCCCGCCCACUGUUAGCCAAAUCACUUCUGCCAUGAGCUUGUGUUUCUCUCCUGUCCAUUUGAGGGAAUGUGGUUUCUUAUUUUAGGCAAACUUAACCAUUACCCAUUUUUUUACAGAGUUGCAGUCAGACAAGCCCUGUUGAGUGCAGCAGCAGCAGUCCAUGUCACCCUGGAGCGAUUUAAUUUAGGUGCCGCUACUGGCCUUUGUGCAAAAGACUCACCUUCACGGUCCCUAGCUGAUGGGGAAUCCUCAUUUCCUCUCUUGCAGCUGAAGCCCUUGGGAGAGCCAGUUGGCAGGAGGGUGCCUGUUCUGCCUCUGAGUGCCUGCUGCCUGGAGCCUGAGCCCCCCUUUCCUCGUUCACACAGGCACUACCUGCUUAGCAGCAGUGAGAGAAUAUAUUUGGGACUAGGCAGAAUGUGAAGGGGGCUUGGGGGGAGGAGAUAAUAUUUGGGGGGGGGCAUUGCUUAAUCUACCUCUGCCAAGUGUCUUCUCUACUGUGACUCCGAGUAGAGGAAACCUUGUGGGUUGUUCAGGAUAUAGCGAACAGAAAACCCAAAGAGUUAAGAUGCAGUUACUCAAAAGGGUGGGGGGGGGGAGUUUCCACUCUGAAGUGCGGGAUGCCCAGCAUACCACACGGCAACUUUGGCCAGUCCCUUUCCCAUGGCAGUCAUCUGUCCUCUGGUUUGCUCAGCCCCAGACUUUAGAAGAAAACUUUUCUCUUGCCCCGUUGUUAUUAUACCUGUUACAUGUACACCUUGAACGGUUGAAACCCUCAUGGGCAAACAGAACGACAGAAGUGUCGGUGUGACAUUUGCAGGGGCUGGGUUCUCAACGUGUGCCUGAGUCUGACGGGGGCAGCGUUUACCUGCUGUGGUGUCCUCUUCCUUCUGGCUUGGCUCUUCACAGACAGCUGGCACUGGGGAGCCGGGAGAGAGCUUCAGGCAGCCGCCUCUGCCUUGUUCCUCCUUUCUCAAACACCUGCUGCCUUUCUCAGGCCAGGCAGCUCCACAGACUUUGCCUCUUUCUUGGUGUGGUAUAAGCUUAUUAGAGUAUGUAGAAUUCUUCUUAUGUCAUGAUGGGUUCGUGCAAGAAGAAAGGGGGGCAGAUACGAGGGGAGAGAAGAAGAGGACACUUUCGGGGGGGGGGGGGAGGAAAGCAACAGCCAAGGUGGUUCUUGGGUGGGGGGAUGAAAAGCCCUAGAUGAGGGGACGCUGCAGCACCUUCCUUUUGCUCAUCAAAGGAGUCUUAUAUGCAGGAGAAACCAGAAGCUGCCCGGCACGAGCCUGCCAGCGUUCAGGAUCCCCUAGCCCUCUUUAGAGGACAGGCUAGGAUUUCCGGCUUGGGGAUGCUCAGAGCUGGCCAGGGGCUUAUCUCCCCCUCCCAGUUCUGUCAGCUUAUUCAGUGAACAGAGCAUUAAUAGUUGCCCACUUUCUUGGCUGAGCUGUUUGUAUUGCCACUCACGGAGAUGUGCAAAGGGAAAGCGGCUUCAGGUUUUGGGGGCCAGAGGAGGGCCGUUGCCUUCCUGGCUCUAUUCCGCUCUACGUGUGCCUCACGGGAAAGGGAGCAGGGCUCGGGUUUACAAGGGUUGAGAAUGUGCCUCGAGAAAGUUCCGCUUCUUGCCACGGAGGUCAGUAGCCACACAGAGGGGGUUGUGAAGAAUGUCAGACCAGCCUCAAAAAGAUCGAUUGGGGAAAAGGGGGGGGGCACAGUGUGCAAGUAGGCACCAAGCUAGUCUGGGUUCUCUCUCCUCUUGCUUACCCAGAAAGGAAAAGGGGAGGCAUCUAUUGUGGCUUUUGGUAUCAAUAAAUGAAGGUAUGAGGCAGGAUGCUUAAUUCUGUUGGUGAAAAGGUUUUUUUAAAAAGAGGAAACCUGGCAUUGCCUGCACAAAGACCGAUCUUUUGGUGCCCACCCUAAGAGGUUUGCGAAAUGGCAGGUACACCAGGUAGCCCUUGGGCUGCAGUGGCCGAGGAAAGCUAGAGCCAUGACAGGAGACCCUUCUUUGCUCCUUUUGCCUCUGGCUAUUGAUGGGCAGCUAGAACAAAGAGGGCAGGGGGAGCUCGUCAGGACCAUAACAUUAAUUUUGUGCUUUCGGUGCAUUCCUAGUGCUGGUUUCAGCGUACUAUAGAAGUGGCGAGUGGGGGAAGGGGCGUUUGUGCAUUUCUUCAGUGGCCUCCUAAGAUUAAGUAAACAGCAUGUGCAGAACCCAUUCCUGCACGUGCGUUGACAGGAGAACCUGCCACCAGAAACCGAGGGCAGCUCUGUCACUCCCCUCCCCAGUAUGGGAAUGGGGGAAGCACAUUGUCUGCCGUUAAUCCCCCUACGUGCUUCAGGUCACAAGCCACAGAGUGCAUCAUUCCAGCUGCACACAGUUCUCAUGAGAGCGAUUCUCAACUUCUGCCCCUUCCCUGAGCAGAGAAAAAAAAAAGAUGGCUUAUUAUUAUGUCUCUGUGUGUGUGUGUGGUUAUGUGUUUUACACUGAUCUGGAAAGAUGCAAAAUAAAUUAAACUUUUCCUAUUUAAA